AUGCGACAAUUUAUUAUCAUUUCUCUUCUGUCCGUGGCUGGACUUGUCCAAGCCGAUAUGUGCACGUCCAGCUCGCUUCUUUCCUAUGUUACUGAUCCCGUUUGUAGCGCCUGGUGUCAUGUUAGGGUGAGUCGCUUGAAAAUCGAAAAAUUCCGAAAAAGAGCAGUUUUUAAUGUAUCGAAAAAAAGUUUCGUAAUCCACUAUUUCGUUUUCAAAACUCACUAAAAAGUGAAUAGAAAUCCCAGCCAAAAAAAAAAUGGAAAAUUCAUUCUCAAAGAUUAAAAUCAAUAAUUUGAAUAAAUAAAUCAUGAAAAUCAAAACUGGUUGCCUUCAAAGAAUAUUCCUGUGAUGCAAAAAUUUAUAAAAGAGAAAAAAUUUGGUGGCCUUUUUCGGAAAUUUUUGCUUACAAAAAAAUCAUUGAGAUGCUCUAUAGAAAUUUUUUUACAACUUACGUGAAAGAUUUCUAAUGGAACUUCAAACAUGAUAAUGAACAAAAAAAUGGCUUUUUUUCAGUUUUGUGGAUCCGGACAGUGUCGACCAGCUUCAAAUGGUGACUACCAAUGCUCAUGCUCUUUGUGCAACUCUGGCUCGUCCUAUUCUUCCAGCGACACUUACAACAAUCCCGGAAGUGCUGGAGGAGCUGGAAUGAACAACAACUACGGCAAUAAUUAUCCCUCGAACUAUCGCGGAUCUAACUACGGCAGCCGCGACCAGCAGUACUACGGCCAGCAGGGCGGCUACAAUAACGGAUAUGGAAAUGGCUAUGGCAAUGGUUACGGUAGCAGCGGCCAGAAUUUCGACCAGAAUUCGGGCUAUGGUUACAAUAAUGGAUAUAACAAUGGCUACGGCAACCAGCAGCGAGGCGGAUAUGGAAAUGCUAACCAAGGAUAA
Messenger RNA from Caenorhabditis auriculariae, 891 nucleotides. Lineage: Eukaryota; Metazoa; Nematoda; Chromadorea; Rhabditida; Rhabditidae. The record is from the annotation of a GenBank genome assembly.